UGCAUUCCCAUACGUUAAUCUUCUUAUCUUUAAAAUGUAUUUUAUAAUUUUUCAACAAACUGCUUUGUGGACUAUGGUAGCCAAAUCUUUGUUGCUUGGUGGGUGUGAUGCAAACUCCAAUCGAUAAUUUUUUUACAGAAGUCCAUACGAGCAUGGCGUUAUCAACAUUUACCAGGGAAAAGGUAUUCAAUUUGUCACCCGAUCCAUUACUCUAAACAAUCUACUCCUUGAUGGGAAGAAGACACGUUGUGGUUGUGCUGAAAUUGCAGAGCAGCCAAAAUGGAGGGAGGCUCUAGCUAGGGUCUGAACAUCAUCAUCAUGGCAGGAAGCUUAUACCAGUGUUCUAUAACUAUUACUCCAUUUACACAUAUGGAGUAUAAUCAAACGAGGAAUAUCUUAUUCCAUUGCCGACCUUCAUUUCAUGGAACCAAAGGAAAUCGGCUGAGUCUUUCCACAAGAAGGGCCACCAAAUUGUCUUGGCUUAUUCCAAAAAUGUGUUGGGGCAUUCCCAAAAUGUCUCGUGUCGUUCCCAAAACGCAUCAGAAUGCCCUAUCUCUUGUGGAUUUUGCCAGAUUUAAUACAGAAAAAGAAAAACCUCUAGAAUUAAUCGCGGUUUCUGAGACAGCAUUCAGGACUCCUAAAAUAUCGAAGCAGACACUAUCAGUAUUGGUGGCAAUUUCAUUUGCUGCCGCAUUUUUUUUCAGAUGCAGAGCAGUUUAUGCACUUGACUGUCUUCCAGCACCAACUCACCAGCAGCUAGUAGCAAACAUGAAAGCCUUAUGGAAGCUCAUGUGGCCUAAAGUUUUGCAGGUUCUCAGUGUUUUUAGGGACCAGGGAUUGAUCAUAACUGCUCUUUUGUGCUUGUCAGCGUUCUUUUCAAUGGCUGAGACAGCUAUCAUGACACUAUGGCCCUGGAAGGUUCGUGAGCUAGCUGAGAAAGAACCUGAAGAUGGAGUUUUCCGAUUGCUUCGUCAAGAUGUUACUCGAUUUCUUACAACUAUUCUUAUUGGCACAACUGUAACAAACAUUGCAGCAACUGCACUUGUUACUGAGGCAGCAACGACACUCUUUGGUGAAGCUGGAAUCAGUGCAGCAACAGGAGUCAUGACAGUUGUUGUUUUACUGCUUACUGAAAUUACUCCCAAGAGCAUAGCCGUCCAUAAUGCAACAGAAGUGGCACGCUUUGUGGUAAGGCCAGUGGCUUUAAUUUCCUUAGUGUUGUAUCCAGUAGGCCAGGUUUGCACAGCUUUAUCUGUGGGCAUGCUGAAGAUCUUGGGACUCAAGAGUAGAAGCGAACCCCUUGUCACUGAGGAUGAGCUCAAACUAAUGUUGAGAGGUGCAGAGAUGAGUGGGGCAAUCGAAGAAGAAGAACAGGAUAUGAUUGAGAAUGUUUUAGAUUUCAAGGAGACUUCUGUAGGAAAAGUGAUGACUCCUCUUGUAGAUGUAGUUGCUAUUGAUGUUGAUGCCACCUUGAUGGAAUUUCGCAACCUUUGGGUGACCUACCAAUAUUCUAGGGUGCCUGUUUUUGAACGGCGUGUUGAUAACAUUGUUGGAAUUGCAUAUGCGAUGGACAUGCUGGAUUAUGUUGAACAGGCAGAGCUGUUGCAAAGGCUAACAGUUGGGCGUAUUGCACACAAGCCUGCCUAUUUUGUUCCUGAUUCUAUGUCAAUUUGGAGGUUGCUGAGGGAGUUCAGAAUAAGGAAGGUUCACAUGGCAAUUGUUCUCAAUGAAUAUGGUGGAACAAUAGGAAUAGUGACAUUGGAGGAUGUUGUUGAAGAAAUUGUUGGCGAGAUCUUUGAUGAAAGUGAUUCAAAGGAAGAAAUUCAAAAGAAAACAGGUUAUGUAGUGCAACGUGCUGAUGGAGUGUAUGAUGUGGAUGCAAAUACAUCUAUUGAGGACCUUGAGGAGGCAUUGGAAGUUAAAGUAGCUGUGGGUCCAUAUCAGUAUGAGACAGUUUCUGGUUUUGUUUGUAGGGCUUUUGGAUAUAUUCCACGAACAGGACAGAGUAUUGAUAUAGUUCUUCAGAAAGAGAGUGUUGAAGAGAGUGAAGAUUUUGGAGAGAGUGGUGCGGACCAUCAUGAAGAACAACGAGAAAAGAACAAAAAAUAUAAACUUGAGAUUUUGGCAGGUAAUGCUAGGAAGGUUGGUGCUGUUCGUUUUAAAGAGAUAGAUGGGGAAGAAAGCGAAAAUGACAAGGUUACUCAUGUCUUCCCUCAUAUUCUGAAGCCAAGAUGGGAAAGUGGAUAUGAGACAGAUGAUCAUAAAGUGCAGUCAAACCAGGAAACAAUACUUGAUACUAAAUCUCCUAUGAUUCUUUCUAAGAAAAGGGAAAUUUUCAAGAGUAUGCAGGCAGGGACUCCAAAUCAUCAAGCAAUUGCUGAAAAUGUUAAUGUUGAAGCUGAAGCAAAGGCACAGGUGGUGGAUGUUUCUGAAUUGACUGUUAUAUAUCCCGAUGAUGUUAGUGCAGUUGAGGAUAAUAAUUUGCAUAUGGCGCAAACAGAGGAUAUUGAUGUCCCUGCAACAAGAAAUUCAGGUGAAACCUGGAAACAAUAUGAAAAGAAAGCAGAGAGAAGGAAAAGGAAACGAAGAAAACAAUCCCUUGAAGAGUCUGUUGAUUUAGAGAGUGAACAAACAGUAGACUUAAGACAGAAGGAGACUGAUUGAUUACAAUGCUACAUGAAACUGAGAUAAACUAGAAUCAUUUGUUAGUUCAAAGUCUAUGGUGCGAAUUUGGUUUUAAUAUUCUUAAUUCCUUGUUCGUCUUUCAACCAAUUAGACAUAAUGAGAAUGUUCCGAAAUCAAAAUACCAAAAUGUAAUCCUUUCAGUAGAGGUAGAAAUGGCCUGUUUUUCAUAACUGUAAUUUGUUGGAAAUUUUUAUCCGCUGUAACAUUCUUUAGAGUAAUUUCAGUUGUUUAUAAAGGAAAACUAUCUAAAACUUAGGAAAGUAUGGUACACCUAAUUUUACAAUAUUUGUUAUUGGCAA
Molecule: messenger RNA, 2984 nt
Organism: Cryptomeria japonica (Japanese cedar)
Lineage: Eukaryota; Viridiplantae; Streptophyta; Pinopsida; Cupressales; Cupressaceae
Product: putative DUF21 domain-containing protein At3g13070, chloroplastic
Exons: 14
Coding region: 319-2664 (781 amino acids)
Molecular function (GO): flavin adenine dinucleotide binding
Source: RefSeq, a predicted model, not a curated record